AUGAACGAUGAGAAUGCAGAGAUUGACUGGGGUAAUGAGAGGUUAAGCCGAGCCCAACGCGCGGUUGAAGCAAACACGUAUGAUGUAGAUUCGUGGUCUCUUUUGAUACGGGAAGCACAAACCCGGCCUAUAAAUGAGGUCAGAACGAUGUAUGAGAAGCUCAUUACAGCUUUUCCGACAACAGGCAGAUAUUGGAAGAUUUAUAUCGAACAGGAGAUGAAAGCGAGAAAUUUUGAGAAGGUCGAAAAGUUGUUUCAGAGGUGUCUAAUGAAGAUCUUAAACAUUGAACUUUGGAGGCUCUAUUUGAACUACGUUAAGGAGACCAAGUGCAUGUUGCCGACUUACAAAGAAAAAAUGGCGCAGGCAUACGACUUCGCGUUGGACAAAAUAGGCUUGGACAUACACGCGUACCCAAUAUGGAAUGAUUAUGUGACGUUUCUGAAAGCGGUUGAGGCAGUUGGUUCUUACGCUGAAAAUCAGAAGAUAUCUGCCGUUAGGAAGGUUUACCAGAGAGCGGUCAUAACUCCCAUAAUAGGUAUAGAGACACUAUGGAAGGACUACAUCGCUUUUGAACAAGGAAUCAAUACUAUUAUUGCUGAACGAAUGGCUAUGGAGAGAUCGCGGGAAUAUAUGAAUGCUAGACGAGUCGCUAAAGAAUUGGAAACUGUUACACGAGGCUUGAACAGGAACAUGCCCGCGACUCCGCCCACCGCGGAUAGAGAGGAAAUGAAACAGGUGGAAUUAUGGAAGAAAUAUAUAUCAUGGGAGCGUUCAAAUCCUCUGAGGUCUGAAGAUACCGCCCUCGUAGCGAGGAGAGUGAUGUUUGCUAUAGAACAAUGUUUACUAUGUCUAGCGCAUCACCCGGAUGUAUGGCAUCAAGCCGCGCAGUUUUUGGAUCACUCGUCAAAAUUACUACAAGAAAAGGGGGAUUCAACAGCCGCUCGUUUGUUCUCUGAAGAAGCCGGCGCGGUGUACGAGCGAGCUACGUCCGGUCCUCUCAAACACUCUACCUUAUUGCAUUUCGCUCACGCUGACUAUGAGGAGAGUCGACUACAUUAUAAUAAGGUACAUCAAGUAUACACACGCUAUUUAGAUAUGGCAGAUAUCGAACCUACACUCGCCUACGUACAAUAUAUGAAAUUUGCGAGAAGAGCCGAAGGAAUUAAGUCAGCUAGGACGGUUUUCAAACGUGCGAGAGAGGAUCCUAGAUCUCGUUACCACGUAUUCGUGGCGGCCGCUCUCAUGGAAUAUUACUGCUCCAAAGACAAAAACAUAGCCUUCAGAAUAUUUGAGUUGGGUCUUAAGAAGUUCUCACACAUACCAGAGUAUGUGUUGUGCUAUAUUGAUUAUUUGUCACAUUUGAACGAGGACAACAACACCCGCGUGUUGUUCGAGCGCGUUCUGUCGUCGGGUUGCCUCAAGCCGGAGAGUUCUGUUGACAUCUGGAAUAGAUUCCUGGAAUUUGAAUCCAAUAUUGGAGACCUCGUCAGUAUAGUGAAAGUGGAAAAACGGAGGCAGGCGGUCUUGGAAAAGAUCAAAGAAUUUGAGGGUAAAGAGACGGCUCAGCUUGUAGACAGAUACAAGUUCCUAGACCUCUACCCUUGCACGAUAGCUGAACUCAAAUCAAUAGGAUACACAGAGGUAGCAUCAAUGUCGAACAAGUCUUGGGCUCUCGGCGGACCACUCGCUGGCAUUUCACCAGAAUUAGCCGCUGUUAUAUUAGGACAGAAAGAUAAUGAUCCUAAUAAGGACAUAGCUCGUCCGGACACAAGUCAAAUGAUUCCAUACAAGCCGAAAUCAAAUCCUUUGCCCGGAGAACAUCCUAUACCUGGCGGUUCCUUCCCCCUCCCGCCCGCGGCCGCGUCCCUCUGCACCGCCAUGCCGCCCCCCUCCAGCUACCGGGGGCCCUUCGUGGCUGUAGACAUGCUGAUAGCGCUCUUCAACAGGAUCACGCUGCCCGACAAACCGGCUGCCCCAACUAAUGAGAACGGCUGUGACACCAAGUUGUUUGAGCUGGCGCGCUCCGUACAUUGGAUCAUGGAUGAUGACACCACCAAGAAUAACACGGCUCGUAGAAGAAAGCUGGGUUCAGACUCGGAUGAUGAUGAGUUGGGAGCUCCUCCGCCUCUCAACGAUGUGUACAGACAGAGACAACAGAAAAGAGUUAAAUGA
Danaus chrysippus (African queen) is the source of this 2172-nucleotide messenger RNA. NCBI's taxonomy places the organism in Eukaryota, Metazoa, Arthropoda, Insecta, Lepidoptera, Nymphalidae. The record is from the annotation of a GenBank genome assembly.